GCCUCAGGGAAACCUAACAAAUCGAGGCAAGUUCAGAGGAAAGAAAAAUGUUGAGCGCCGAUCUUCCUGAAGAAAUUGUGGAGGAGAUAUCGAUGAGGCUUCCUGUGAAAUCCCUACUUCGAUGCAAAUCCGUGGCGAAAUCCUGGUACGCACAAAUCACUAAUCCAUCUUUUAUAACUAGACAAUUUGAAUGGUCUGAUUCAAUCACCAAAAACCGCCGCCACCAGCUGAUAUUUCGAUUGCACAAUGCCUCUCUGAAGCCUUGCAUUUCUCUAAUUUCCGACCUGGAACCCAUCGAUAUAGAAGUGCCGUUUCCUGAGAAGGAUGUGGAAUACAUAUUUGUUUAUGGUCAAUGUAAUGGGAUUUUCUGUCUCUAUGGGGUCUAUGGAGGAGACAAAGCUGGUGAGGCCAGCUUGAUUCUGUGGAAUCCUGGAACAAAAGAGGUGAAAGUUCUUCCUGCAUCUCAGAACCAACCCAGAGACAUGGUUUAUAUCAUAUAUGGGUUUGGAAUUGAUCCUAUUACAAACGAUUACAAGGUUGUUCGAUUUGGGAACCUGGCUUUUGAAGGAAGAGAACAACCUCCAGUUGAGGUGUAUAAUCUCAGUACUGGUUCUUGGAGAACCAUAGAUUCUGUUGUCCCUGCUUUUCGAUUGUGUUAUCCAAGAUGCAGGGCUUAUCUGAAUGGGUUUUAUCACUGGCUAACUGAAGAUAAUAAUGAUAAGGCCAUUUUGUUCUUUGAUUUCGGCAACGAGGUGUUUGGGAAGAUUCAGUUGCCUCCUGAAAUUGAUCAAUCUUAUGAAUCAAAUGUUGCUGUGGUUGAUGAGAAACUUGCUUGUGCUGCUACAUAUAAGAUGACCAAUUGUAGAUAUGAAAUCUGGGUGAUGAAUGAGUAUGGUGUUGAGAGUAGCUGGAGUAAGAAAUUUGUUAUUGGACCAAACCCAGAAUUUGGAUCAUUUUUAGGAUUUUGGGGAGAUGAUGAGAUUCUUGUUGAAAAUGAAGGUCAUUUGGUUUCAUAUAAUAUUAAGAAUCAGAAGAUACAGAGGCUCGAAAUCCAUGGAGUUCCAAAACUGUUCAAAGUGUUUGAUUAUUUGGAAAGCUUGGUUUCUUUGAAGUCUUGA
This is a messenger RNA of Neltuma alba, 1118 nucleotides long. Its product is annotated as F-box protein CPR1-like. Bases 48 to 1118 code for a protein of 356 amino acids. NCBI's taxonomy places the organism in Eukaryota, Viridiplantae, Streptophyta, Magnoliopsida, Fabales, Fabaceae. The record is from RefSeq and is a predicted model, not a curated record. Gene Ontology annotation, molecular function: protein binding. The transcript has a single exon.